UUUUCCGUUACUUCCUAAUGAAGCCUUUUCAAAUAAGAGCCCUUGCACAUAAAUUUCUCAACACCCAAGAACAUCUAACCAGUUAAAAAGUAAAGAAGAGUAAAGGAGAUUUUUGUCCAUGGCUAUUGCUAUAACAUGUUUUGCUUUCAUCCUGUUGGUGCAACUUUGCAGCAUCAUCAAUGCCAAAUCUCUGCCUAAGUUCCCUGCCAUCCUCAUCUUUGGAGAUUCAACAGUUGAUACUGGCAACAACAAUUACAUCUCUACAAUAUUUCAAGGUAAUCAUCGCCCUUAUGGGGAAAACUUUCCUGGCCAGAUUCCCACUGGAAGAUUUUCAGAUGGGAAACUCGUUCCUGACUUUUUGGCAUCCAUGUUAGGCGUCAAAGAAUAUAUUCCUCCUUUCCUACAACCAUAUCUAUCAAACCAUGAUCUUCUAACGGGUGUUAGCUUUGCAUCUGCUGGCUCCGGAUAUGAUGACUUAACCACAACAGCAUCUAAAGCAAUCUCCAUGUCCAAUCAAAUAAAAUAUUUUGAGCAAUACAUAGAGAAACUUCAGCUUAUUGUUGGAGAAGAAAAAGCUCAGAAACUUCUCAGUGGUGCUUUGGUUGUUAUCAGUGCAGGGACUAAUGAUUUCAUCUUCAAUUUCUAUGAUAUCCAAACACGGAGGCAUCAAUUUAAUAUAACAGGAUAUCAAGAUUUUAUGCUGAGUCUACUCCAAAAUUUUGUUGAGGAUCUAUAUAAUCUUGGUUGUCGAAAGAUGCUUGUUGCUGGGCUUCCUCCCGUUGGUUGUCUUCCAAUACAAGUAACUGCAAAGUCCCCAUUCCUGAGAAAGUGCAUUGAAGAGGAGAAUUUUGAUGCUCAAUCCUAUAAUGCCAAACUUGCAAGGUUGCUAAAACAAAUACAAGCAGCACUUUUAGGAAGCAAAAUCUUGUAUUCAGAUACAUAUCAUCCCUUCAUGCAUAUGAUCAACCAUCCAAAAAAAUACGGAUUUUUAAAAACUAGGCGUGGUUGUUGUGGCAGCGGCACAUAUGAGGCAGGUCCAUUCUGUAACAAACAUCGUCCUGUCUGCAAAAAUGCUUCUAAAUACUUGUUUUGGGACAGUAUACAUCCUAGUGAAUCGGCCUACCAACAUCUUUCUAAUAUGGCAAUGAAGAAACUACUGCAUCACAAACUAUUGCAUAACAAAACUCAUUAAUAGAUGUAUACAAACUUCAAGUUCCAAAUAUUGUAUCGAAGUAUGACCUGGUGCUGAAA
This is a messenger RNA of Solanum dulcamara, 1251 nucleotides long. Its product is annotated as GDSL esterase/lipase At2g24560-like. The record is from RefSeq and is a predicted model, not a curated record. Gene Ontology annotation, molecular function: hydrolase activity, acting on ester bonds. The coding region runs from base 119 to 1192 and encodes 357 amino acids. The transcript has 3 exons. NCBI's taxonomy places the organism in Eukaryota, Viridiplantae, Streptophyta, Magnoliopsida, Solanales, Solanaceae.